UAUUUAGUGCAUUCCGCAAACAGUUUGCACCGGUAGCCAAUAUGAAAGAAAAAGGCGGCACCGGUGAAGAAGACUGCAGUACCGGUAACUCGUCGUUCACCACCACCACUGCUUGUUCUCUGGGGACUCUGGGUGAGCAAGAGAAAUGUUUCCAAUUAAAUUGUUAUUCCGAGCAAGAGUGGCAGAGAGGAUCAAUCCAGUCGUCUGCCAGAGCAACGUUGGGCGAGCCUUACGAGAAAUCCUUCUUCAACCCAGAUUCCACAAGUGAAGUAGUACGCCAUCAGUUGUUACCUGCCCAAGACGUCAUGAGCAUCAGAGAUCACAGAGAAUCCCAUAGACGCUUUGGGUGUCCCGAUCUAAAGCUUAACUCCAGGAGUCACGAAGAACUCGACAUUAAAAAUUAUUGUACCAAAUUCACCAUUCUAGACAACAACAAAGCCAAUUCGGACAAGGAAGACUGGGACAAGGAGCUCGAGGCCGCCGCCGAUGUACACAACGAUGAAGCGCUGCAGGUUCAGCAGUUGGAAUUCUUGUACAACCAGAUCGAGGAAGUCACCCCGGAGAACAUCUCACUGUGGGACGAGGCGACGGAACGGGCGUGUAUGCUGUUUUGCGAGAAGUUCGACCUGCAACCGAUGCACUUUUCGACCUUGCAGCAGGAAAAUUUGCUGCCUACCAAGUUUCACGGUGACUGGUUCAGGAUGCAAAACGAGCAGAAGUACAGGAUUCAGAGGUAUCACGAAAAAAUGAACGAAGAACCGAAAAGAGACGUUUGGUGUGACGAGGUGGCCAACGCAGGAGACAUCACUGACGUGAUAUUAAGUCGGCAGAUAAAGUUUAUCUUUGAUGAGAUCGGCAGGGCUUAUCCGAGUAGGAUGGGUUUGUGGGAAAACGUUCUAUCCAAGGCAGUACACGAGUAUUGCAUCAAGUUUCAACUGCCACAAUUGACGUUUACACAACUGCAGAUGGAAGAUCUGGUGCCAGUGAAAUUCCACGAUGACAUGAACCUGGUGAGAAGAAAAAAUAUCGAAAGGAUCAAAGAUUUUCAAGAUGAUUACAACAAGCAAGGUUUUGGGACCGAUGAUUUGGACAAGCUGUUGGUCAAGGGGUUGAGGUCUUGCAGAGCCAAGGCGUUUUUUGUAAAGAAUCUGGCUGUUAAGGUUGGCAAGGACAAGGCCGCUUCAAUCGCAGCGUUGAAUGCCGGCGAGGAAAUAUUAAAGGGAGCCAAUUUAAACGACGAAAAGUUGGAAAAGUGUUUUGCGCUGUUUACCAAAAGCAUAGCUUGCGCUCCGCUCAAUUCUAAGGAACUUGCUAAUGCCUACAGAAGCAGAUCGGGCUUAUUAUUUCGCAUGAAAAAAAGAAUGGAAUGCAAGGCAGCCUUGGGGAACAAUGGCUCUGGUAAUCAUCUGGAGUGCGAAAGUUUGUACCGCGAAGGUAAACAACUGAUGGAGGAGUCGAAGGAGACGCCGAGUCAAUCUACCGUGAGCCUAUCGAGUAAGGCAAUGAAAGUGUUGCACAUGAAAAAGGCUAAGCUUGACGAGCCAGCAAGCAUCGGCACCAAGAAGCAAAAGGUACACGAGCACGUGCAGAUUUACCAUCGCCGAAAGAAAGAUUCUUACUACGACGACGUCAACAUAAUGUUUCGCGAUUCAGAAAAGUUGCUGUACUCCAUGAGGGACUUUGCUCCAGGUGAUAUAAUAUACAUAGAACCGCCCGAGUUGGCCAGGUUCGACAUCAACUACUCGCACUUCAACUGCGACUAUUGCUAUGCUAAAUCUUGGACCAACAUACCAUGCGAUUACUGCAACUGGAGCAUGUACUGCUCAGAGUUGUGCAAACAAAAGGCCUGGGACGAAUAUCACAACAUCGAGUGCAUCGUAGCUUCGCAUUGCAAGAAAAUCAGCUGCACUUUCAAUCAUCCCGAUUUUUUGGCCCUGAGGUGUUUGUUGCAGGGAAUCAAGGAGUUUGGUGGGCUGCAGAAAUUGAAGGACGAAGUUACAACACUGGACAUAAACAUGAAGUACUGCGAGGCCGAUCCCAAUAACGAUGAAAAUGCUUUACACUACUCUACUGGUUUUAAGAGUAUUUUCACGAUGAGCGUCGCCGUGCAGAAAAUCACCGAAAAAAGCGUCGAUGUCAGGAAUUGUGAAAAAAUGUUGAUCAUUCUAGCCAAAGCAACCAAAUUUUUUGGUGAAAAUGUUAAAUUCAAGUGCGCUACGGAUAUGGCGGAAAAUCCGGACGUUUUGUUUUUUGGAAAAGUUUUGUUGAAGCUACGGCAAAAAAUUGCUUCCAGUGCUCGUUUUCUCUACAAUCCCACAAGGGCGUUCAGUGAUACGCAGAAUUGUGUAAAUAUAGAAAAAUGUAAAGGAGCAUGUCUCGCUCCACUGUCCUGUCUUUUGAAGCACAGUUGCUAUCCAAAUACAAAGAUUCUCAUAACAAAUCACAUGAGUUUGAUAAUGUUUGCGUUGAGACCGAUAAACGCAGGAUCUCUGUUGCUUGUGGCAUAUGAUAAAAAUUUUUUGGAACAAGAGCAGGAAGAU
This is a messenger RNA of Copidosoma floridanum, 2540 nucleotides long. RefSeq lists its product as uncharacterized. The record is from RefSeq and is a predicted model, not a curated record. Gene Ontology annotation, cellular component: nucleus; cytoplasm. NCBI's taxonomy places the organism in Eukaryota, Metazoa, Arthropoda, Insecta, Hymenoptera, Encyrtidae. Gene Ontology annotation, molecular function: histone deacetylase binding.